Nematostella vectensis (starlet sea anemone) is the source of this 1461-nucleotide messenger RNA. RefSeq lists its product as uncharacterized. The transcript has 6 exons. NCBI's taxonomy places the organism in Eukaryota, Metazoa, Cnidaria, Anthozoa, Actiniaria, Edwardsiidae. Bases 100 to 801 code for a protein of 233 amino acids. The record is from RefSeq and is a predicted model, not a curated record. Gene Ontology annotation, cellular component: membrane.
AUAAAUUGCAUUUUGGCAUUACGCCAUUUCUAAUUUUUAUCAGUCUAUAUCUGCCCAUGGGUGUUAGAGAACGUGCAUUUCAAAGUUCGCGUCGCCAAAAUGGCGUACAGAGCGAAAGCGAUUCGCAUUUUGGGAAUCUUUCAGAGUGUGAUCGGGGUAUUGAUGAUUGUUGUCGCAAUUCCAUGUAUUAUAGUUCAUGAUAAAGACUUCUCAUCCCUAAUGUUUGGCUUCGGUAUUUCGGUUGGUGUUUGGUCAGUCAUCACAGGCGUCCUUGGCUUUAUCGGAGCAAGUCAUAAUAAUAAUAAUACACUUAACAGAUGGCUGAUUGGCACCAUAUUGUGUUUUGCGGUGACAGCAUGUGUGAUCUGCGGCAUUAUGAUCUUUAUCGAUGCCAUGCUAUUAAGUCAUUUCCGGCAAGAACCCAGUACAAUUGCCAAUAUCCGAAGUGUCGAGAGAAGAGAAAAGAUAAACAUUCCCGAAGAUAUCCACGAUGACGCUUACUAUGAGCCACGACUUAAAAAGGCAAAGACGUUUAUUUGUCUCUUGGCUGCACGGGUCUCCUUGGCCGUGGUUAUGUUCUUUCUCGCAAUGGCAUCUUCCACAUGUGGCUGCGUUUUCUGUUCUGAAUCUUCCGGGCCGGAACAAUCUGGACAACCUGGUGUCAUUGUGUUGGGACCAAACGGGGCUGUGGCCGGAGCCACAACCAUGCAGAGCUACCCGAACCAAUCACCCAUUGUCAUCCAGCAACCGGGAGGGGACCAGGAAAAGAAUGAAGAUCCUCCCGCCUACGCUGCCAAAUGAACCGUGCACAGCAAGAGGCUGAUAGAUCACGGGGGAGGGGACUUUUGAGCCCUCCAACACCUUUAAGCUGUAAUAAUUUUUGAACUAGUAGGGCUAGAGCAUUGAAAUUUGAUUAAUUUUGAUAAAAUUUAUCUGGGAGCAGUUUGGUUUGAAGAAAAUGUUGAUAUGUGUACCCUGGUAACCAUAGCAACCAAGUUUUUUUCAAUGAAAAUUAGGCAAAACGCUUUAAGUCGUUUAAUAUGAAGUGCUUAACGCAAAUCGAUGUCAUAUAAACGUUUUAUACCAAGUUAAAAAAAAAAAUUUACAUCUCUAUUUUGGUGGAGGGGUGGUGUUUUUUUCUCAAUUUUUAACCUUCUCGAAAUAGUGCUUGUAGAAAUAGCAAAAAAAACCAUUCAUAUCCAACUGAAAUCAUAAAUACAACUUGAAACGAAGAUAUUGUCAAAAAGCUUCAGAUUUUGCAAUCCAGUUUUUAUUGAUUUUUAAAUAAAUAAAUUUCAUUAAGAUGGCGGAUCCAAGAUGGCGGAUCCAAGAUGGUGGAUGCUGAUGUCACAUAAUUAGCUGAAAAUCGCUGUUUUUAACUAAAACCGCUUUUUUAACUAACAUCUAAAUUUGUCAAAAUCCUUUUUAUGCUCCUCUAUUAAUAAAAAAAUAGAAAAAAUA